AUGACAUUCGCUAUACCUAGUUUUGAUACUCCAUUUGGUAUCCCGUUGUGGCCCUUAUUUGAUGAAUAUGUUGGUAAGUUGAGUCAAGGAGCUUUUAUUCCAUCCAAGUUUGAGUUUAUUGCUGGAGAAUUACCGUUAUCAACGUUUCCAGUGGCUGCCGGUACCAUUGCUACAUAUUAUGUUGUGAUCUUUGGUGGUGAUUACUUGUUUAAGAAGUUCAAAUGGACUCCACUUGUUUUGAAUGGAUUAUUCCAAGUCCAUAACUUAUUUUUAACUACUUUGUCGUUCACCUUGUUAACUUUGAUGGCCGAACAAUUAAUUCCAAUUAUUUAUCAUCACGGUAUCUUCUAUGCUAUUUGUAACCCAAAUGCUUGGACUCAAGAAUUAGUUUGCUUAUACUAUUUGAAUUACUUGACUAAAUUUUGUGAAUUCAUCGAUACCGUUUUUUUGGUUGUUAAACAGAAAAAAUUAACUUUUCUUCAUACUUACCACCAUGGGGCCACUGCCUUGUUAUGUUAUACUCAGUUGAUUGGUUUGACUCCAAUCUCCUGGGUUCCAAUCACUCUUAACUUGGGGGUUCAUGUGGUUAUGUAUUGGUACUACUUUUUGGCUGCUAGAGGUAUUAGAGUCUGGUGGAAAGAAUGGGUUACCCGUUUCCAAAUUAUUCAAUUCAUCUUAGAUUUAGGCUUUGUCUACUUUGCUACUUACCAAAAAAUCGUUUAUACUUACUUUUCUGACUACCUUAAUGUCUUACCAGUUUGUGGUGAUUGUGCCGGUACUAUGUUGGCUGCUUAUUCCGGUUGCGCAAUUCUUUCUUCUUAUUUGGUAUUAUUCAUUGCCUUUUAUAUUGACGUCUACAAAAAGAAAACUUCUAAGAAAUCAAGAAAAGUUAGAGCCGCUUCUACUGGAGGAGUUGCUUCUCGUCUUAACGAAUACGUUUAUGUUUCUGGGAGAAAUGACUCUCCAACUCCAGUUCCUGAAUCUCAAGUUCGUGCUAGAAAAACAUAA
Messenger RNA from Hyphopichia burtonii NRRL Y-1933, 1008 nucleotides. It is a transcript of the gene FEN1, whose product is annotated as fatty acid elongase. Gene Ontology annotation, molecular function: fatty acid elongase activity. Gene Ontology annotation, biological process: very long-chain fatty acid biosynthetic process; fatty acid elongation, monounsaturated fatty acid; sphingolipid biosynthetic process. The record is from RefSeq and is a predicted model, not a curated record. NCBI's taxonomy places the organism in Eukaryota, Fungi, Ascomycota, Pichiomycetes, Serinales, Debaryomycetaceae. The transcript has a single exon. Gene Ontology annotation, cellular component: endoplasmic reticulum membrane. Bases 1 to 1008 code for a protein of 335 amino acids.